Molecule: messenger RNA, 582 nt
Organism: Cooperia oncophora
Lineage: Eukaryota; Metazoa; Nematoda; Chromadorea; Rhabditida; Trichostrongylidae
Source: the annotation of a GenBank genome assembly
AUGGGCAAGUUCUGGUUCCCUUUUCGACGAGAUAUUGGCAUCGCUCUGGGAGGGGCUGAAUCGUCGAGGAAGUCGCUCGAGUACCUUCUGGAAAAUCCCGGUAAAGGUCGAGCAAUAGCCAUCGUCUUGGGAGGAGCGACAGAGGCACUGGACGCGCAUCCCGGAACGCAUGAACUCUGCUUGUCUUCACGUCGUGGAUUUUGUCGUUACGCUCUGAAAUAUGGUACGGACCUUGUACCAAUGUACCACUUUGGUGAGAAUGAUGUCUUUGACCGAUGGGAAGGAAAUGCACGGGGGACUCGCAUUAGAGAAAUUCAGACGUGGAUCAAGAACAAAUUCGGAUUUUGUCCACCAUUGUUGAAAGGUCGCGGCAUCUUCAACUAUAGUUUCGGGAUGCUUCCACAUCGCAGACCCAUCACUACAGUCAUUGGAGCGCCAAUAAGAACCACACGAACAGAGAAUCCCACGGAGCAGGAGAUCGACGCACUCCACGCCAAGUACUGCAAAGCCCUCAUUGAUCUGUUUGAACAGCAUAAAAGCCUACACGACAUUCCAAAGGAUGUCCAUCUGACUAUACAUUGA